AGUUUUUGCAUAAUGAAAGUCUGAGUGUAGGGGCGAGGAUACCAGAUCUGGAGAAUAGCUGUGUAAUACUAAGUAUCAGAGAGGCUGAGAGAGAAGAGGGUCAGGAGAUGUGAGGCUGCGGGGGGGAUAGACAGAGGCUGGAUGGAAGGAGAUUCUGUCUGAAGAUGGGAAAUGUUGAGUGAGAAACAGCACAGCUCCUCAAGAGUCUACGAGCGAGUGGAAGAAAGACCAGCCAAAGCCAGGAAAGACCUCCUAAAGAGCCGGAGAGGUAGGUGUGACUUGUAGGAUCGGUCAUCUUCUGAAUGUACACUUUUCCUGGAACCCAAAAACCUAAGCUGGAACCGGAAGAACUUAAAAUGCAUCCUAGGAGAGCCUAUCUAGAACCAGGUUGUGCCAUGUCUGCCUAGAAACCCCCCUUUCCCAAAACCCUUACACCUCAAGGAAGCCCCAAGUUCCCUCCCAGACCAUGGAAUGCAGAAUUUGGAAUUAUGUUUGCACUGAAUCCUAGUGAAGGAAUCGCAACAGUCUUUAGUAGGUGAUGCCAUAGUGUUCCCCCAAAAAAAAAAAAAACCCUGACUUCAGCUGGAGGGUGCAGCCGCUCAUCCAGGGAAACACACAUGCCAGGAGAUUGCAGAGGAAGCAGGAGCAACCUGUUCGGCAGCAGUUUGGAACUUACUAUGGAGCUAUGGUGUUAGGGGCUGACAUCAUGCAGCAGCAUUUCUGGCGUCAUUUGGGUUUGCACAAGGACAAGGCGGACAGAACAUUUGUGCAGUGACUGAAUGAAGAUUGGAGCACAGAGCCCAGCUAGGAGCUGUCCCUUCAGCAUCAUCUCAGGAGCCCGGCUAGGAGCUGUCCCUUCAGCACCUCUAUGAACCCAACCAUGAGCUGUCCCUUCAGCACCACAGAGCCUGGCCAUGAACUGUCCCUUCAGCCUCACAGCCCCUGCACCUAUCACGCUGAAGAAGAAACAAGCUUUGCAGCUGGCAUCACUGUGGCAUCUACCCAUGAGACUGAACACUAGGAAACUUCCAGCUCUGCUCCUCUGAAUCCAAGGAGGCCACCACAAAGUACAUUAGAACUUGUCAAGGGUCAUAGGACAAGUGCAAGGAGCAGACAUUGACUCAAGGUCACCGAACGUGUCCACUUCUCUAAAGUUCUCCAGUCUGGAUUCUUCUGAGUCGCCACCUUUGACCUCACUCCAUCCAGGUUCCUCUCUAGCCAGGAGCCCAAUUACCAUGACCAAGAAUGAGGAUGUGUGACAGAGGUGUUCAGAUGCUAAUAACUACUGUGGGGGCCUUCGCAGCUUUUAGUCUGAUGACCAUCGCGGUGGGCACGGAUUAUUGGCUGUACUCCAGAGGGGUCUGUAAGGCGAAAUCCACCAAUGACAAUGAGACCAGCAAGAAGAACGAAGAGGUGAUGACUCACUCGGGACUGUGGAGGACCUGCUGCCUUGAAGGAGCCUUCAGAGGAAUGUGCAAGAAAAUUGAUCAUUUUCCGGAGGACGCAGAUUACGAGCAGGACACUGCAGAGUAUUUACUGCGGGCUGUACGAGCUUCCAGCAUCUUUCCUAUCCUCAGCGUGGGCCUUCUAUUCUUCGGGGGUCUUUGUGUUGCCGCAAGUGAAUUUUACAAAAACAAGCACAAUGUCAUUCUCAGCGCGGGGAUCUUCUUUGUUUCCGCAGGUCUGAGUAACAUUAUUGGAAUAAUCGUCUACAUUUCUGCCAACGCCGGAGACCCCGGCCAGAGCGACUCCAAGAAGAGCAACUAUUCGUACGGUUGGUCCUUUUAUUUCGGGGCCCUGUCGUUCAUUAUUGCUGAAAUGGUGGGAGUCUUGGCCGUACACAUGUUCAUCGAAAAGCAUCGGCAAAUAAGAGCUAAAUCCCAUUCCGACCUUUUUAAGAAAUCUGCCUUCACCCGGAUACCAAGUUACCGGUAUCGUUUCCGCAGGCGUUCCAGCUCCCGUUCUACAGAGCCUCGCUCUAGAGACCCUUCCCCCGUAGGCAAAAGUUUUAACCCCAUUCCCACCAGCGACAUCUCCCUCUAUACCUUAACUGCCCGAGAUCCUACCAAGAUGACUGUGGGUUCCUUACUGAAUUCCGAGAGGGAGCAUAACUUUCUUCAAGUUCACAACUCCAUCCCUAAAGACUACAAGGAGUCCCUACACAACAAUCCUUCCAACAGGCGCACUACACCAGUCUGAAGCCUGUCUUAUCGGGGGAGGGAAACGUGACCUAUAAAAUUAUGGUGGCCACCGGAGAACUGUCACGGAGCUGUUUACUCGUUACAUGUAAUUUUGAAUUUAAAAAAAUAAACACAAAGCACACAACUGCGGUAGGCAAAAAACUCCACAACGCCCGUCAUUUCCUGUUCUGGAAUGUCAUUUCCUGUAACGGAAUGUUACAACAAUGCCGGAGUUUGUUGGAGCGACCUGUCGGAUGUUAGGACGACUGCCUAUGUUAUAUAAAUGUUUGUGUUUUAGGAAGAUGUAGGAACAUUUUAUAAGAAUCUCUAGGUAUGUUUUUUUUUAAGGUUACACCUUAAACAUCCACCAAGAAAUGCACUCUUUCGAGGCCGAAGUUAAGGGCCAUCGGUCAUCGAGUCAACCCCCUUUCAACAAGAAAGCUCAAUACUUGUGCAUCGUUUAUACCGUUUAAGGGGUAUGGAUGGAGAUGUCCCGUCCCUCCCCCCAAAAAAAGUUAAAAUUUUUUUUUAUUUAGAUUUUAAAGUUUUAAAAUUGCUUACUUUUUUCUCGGAGAAGUAGAAACAGGACAAUGAAAAUAUCCUCCUAAUGAUUGUAUAGCCAAACUUUUUUGAGUUAUAGCCAAGAGACGGUGGAUUCCAUCACACCAGGGAGUGUGUAGUGCCUGUCUAGAAUAUAUUAUACAAAAGAAAUACACAACGAAGAAUCUACUGUACGUUGCACACAUUGUAUGUGUUGAGAAAUGUGAUGCUAGAUGAUCUUCCCCUACGCGACGUUCUGGAGGGUUUUUAAAGUGCUGUUUUGACAAGUGUGGGGGUGGCGCUGAUGGGUACACUAUAGUCGAAGAGACACCGCGGGCCAAUCGGAGAACAUAAACUGUGCAUCAACAAAUUUCGUGAUGGUUACCAGGCAGGAUUCUUUAUCUUUUUUUUUUUUUUUUUGGCGCGUGCAACAAAGUGAGAUUGAGACUUUGUGGAGAACGGAACAUGUCCCCUUGAUAUUAUUAGUCCUAAGAUGUGGCGGUACAGCUCAACCAAUUUGAUGCCUACGGGUGGUGAAGGACUUCAUGGCCCAAACUGUGGCUUCCAGUGGAAUGGUAGAUAGACUUGGAAUGUGUAUGCAUUUCCAUGGAGAUUACAAGGCAAAAAUACUGAACGGCGAUGAGUGGGAGAGAUUCCUGUUUGGGCUCCAAGUCAACAUUCCAAUAUUUUUUUGGUUAUAUAACUAAUUAUAAUAAAUAAUAGCAAACA
Hyla sarda is the source of this 3449-nucleotide messenger RNA. RefSeq names its product calcium voltage-gated channel auxiliary subunit gamma 3 (gene CACNG3). NCBI's taxonomy places the organism in Eukaryota, Metazoa, Chordata, Amphibia, Anura, Hylidae. The transcript is spliced from 4 exons. Gene Ontology annotation, biological process: neurotransmitter receptor transport, postsynaptic endosome to lysosome; calcium ion transport; postsynaptic neurotransmitter receptor diffusion trapping. The record is from RefSeq and is a predicted model, not a curated record. Gene Ontology annotation, cellular component: postsynaptic density membrane; AMPA glutamate receptor complex. Gene Ontology annotation, molecular function: voltage-gated calcium channel activity; channel regulator activity. Bases 1246 to 2199 code for a protein of 317 amino acids.